This is a messenger RNA of Aspergillus calidoustus, 1530 nucleotides long. The record is from the annotation of a GenBank genome assembly. NCBI's taxonomy places the organism in Eukaryota, Fungi, Ascomycota, Eurotiomycetes, Eurotiales, Aspergillaceae.
AUGUCCACUCGCGACGGACCAAACCCUCUCCGUCCCUACUAUAUCCCUCCGUCGAUUGGUCUUGACCAAGACUCCUCGUUCUCCUCGCCUCCCAAUGCGUCCUCGGCCCAGGUCUUCGGUGGCUCCGCGCGCGACCUGCUACCCGAUUUAGAUUAUUCCGACUACCUGGAUAGCUCGCCUUCGGUUUCUAGCUGGAUUCGGGAUGCGUUGGACAGUGCAAUAUGGCGCUACAUCAGUGUCUUGACCGCACAACCGUUCGACGUCGCAAAGACGAUACUGCAAGCAUAUGUCGUUCCCGGCGACUCUUCGGAGGGCCAAUUCCCAAAGGGCGACCGGCAGCGAUCGGAAAGAGGCAGCAGGACUGACUCCUACGAUGAUGUGGGCUCCGAUGAGGACGAAGAACAUGACCUGUCCUCCGAUGAUGAAAGCAGCUACUUCACCUCUGCAGCGCCGACAGUGUCAAGUCCGUCACGACGGAGCCGCAAAACUCCUCGUCGUCGGAUUACCGACCGUAGUGGCUACAUCGCGUUACCUUCGUCUUCAAAAUCCACUUCACGUCAUGCGCUGACCAUCAAGAACCCCUCAUCGCUGAUGGAGGUCCUCUCCCAACUCUGGACCACCAGCGGCCCGACGUCAUCGUGGAAGGCUACCAACGCGACGUUCAUUUACUCGCUGCUCCUUCCGACCCUGAAUACCUUCAUUCGCAGUCUGCUCUCCGCCAUUGUUGGGUUGCCCGAGGAUGACAUUACGCCGUCGAUGGCAAGCGAUAUUCUCACUUCCACCUCGCCAGUCGCAACUCUGGUCCUCUCGUUUAUCUCCUCCUCUCUUUCGGCCGUGCUGCUGGCCCCGAUUGACACCGCUCGCACAUAUCUUAUCCUCACUCCCGUCACACACGGCCCGCGGUCUCUUCUACGUGCCAUCCGCCAACUUCCCACACCCAACUACACCAUCCCGCCGCACCUGGUUCCGAUCACUAUCCUUCAUUCAAGUUUACCGAAUUUGAUCACAUACAGCACGCCGUUGUUCUUAAAAACAUACUUUUCCCUGGACCCGGUCCUGCAUCCAUCCACCUGGAACUUGUUCACGUUUAUCGGUUCCGGCAUAGAACUCGCCAUCCGCUUUCCUCUUGAAACUGUCCUCCGCCGCGCGCAGAUCGCCACAUUCACAUCCCCCAGCAUCCGGCAGAAAUCCGCCGGUCCUCUUCAUACUACAACAGCAGACGCGGCAGCCGAAGCCGCCGAAGUUGAAACCAUCGUCCCGACACCGCAAACCUACCGCGGCGUUAUUGGAACCAUGUGGAGCAUCGUCUACGAGGAAGGCGUGCAACCUGCCCCCGAAGCAGAGCGCGCCCAUGAACUACUCGGCAAACCCGUCCAACACCGCAAACGCCAAGGCCAGGGCAUUCACGGCCUCUAUCGGGGUUGGAGAAUGGGCAUGUGGGGAAUUGCCGGAUACUGGGGAACCAGUCUUCUUGGAAACAUGGCGGGGAGCACAGAUGAUGGUUCUAUGCCCAGCGGUGGUCGAUUUUGA